Messenger RNA from Chrysochloris asiatica (Cape golden mole), 1748 nucleotides. It is a transcript of the gene PYROXD2, whose product is annotated as pyridine nucleotide-disulphide oxidoreductase domain 2. The record is from RefSeq and is a predicted model, not a curated record. Lineage: Eukaryota; Metazoa; Chordata; Mammalia; Afrosoricida; Chrysochloridae. The transcript is spliced from 16 exons. Gene Ontology annotation, molecular function: oxidoreductase activity. The coding region runs from base 3 to 1748 and encodes 581 amino acids.
AAAUGGUGGCUGGUGGUGCAGAUCUCUGCAGGGCCCUGCGUGCCUCUCCCCACCCUGCUUGGAGACAAGCUCACUCUGGAGCCAGGGGACAUCUGAAGUCUGAGUAUGAUGCCGUGGUGAUAGGAGCAGGACACAACGGGCUGGUAGCUGCAGCCUACCUGCAGAGACUGGGCGUGAACACGGUGGUCUUCGAGAGGCGCCACGUGAUCGGGGGUGCAGCUGUCACCGAGGAGAUCAUCCCAGGGUUUAAGUUCUCCCGAGCGUCCUACCUCCUCAGCCUCCUGAGGCCACAGAUUUACAGAGAUCUGGAGUUGAAGAAACAUGGGCUGAGGUUGCAUCUUCGAAACCCCUACUCCUUCACCCCUAUGCUGGAAGAAGGCACAGUGGGCAAGGUGCCCAGGUCCCUUCUGCUGGGCACAGACAUGGCAGAAAACCAGAAGCAGAUUGCCCAGUUCUCCCAGAAGGAUGUCCAGGCCUUUCCCAGGUAUGAGGAGUUCAUGAAUCGCUUGGCAUCAGCCAUUGACCCUCUGUUGGACACAGCCCCAGUGGAUGUGGGGGCCUUCCAGCGUGGCUCCCUGCUGCAAAGACUCAAAUUACUCCCCACCCUCAAGCCCCUACUGCAGGCAGGCCUUACCCUGGGAGCCCAGCUUCCCCAGUAUUACCAGGUCCUCACAGCACCCAUUAUGAAGGUGCUGGAUCACUGGUUUGAGUCAGAGCCUCUAAAAGCCACUCUUGCAACUGAUGCUGUGAUUGGAGCCAUGACCAGCCCACACACACCUGGUAGUGGAUAUGUGCUGCUGCACCACGUAAUGGGGGGCCUGGAAGGGACACCAGGGGCCUGGGGCUAUGUCCAGGGUGGCAUGGGUGCCCUCUCAGACGCCAUUGCACACUCAGCCACAGCACAUGGAGCAAGUGUCUUCACCGACAAGAUGGUGGCCAGGGUACAGGUGAGCAAGGAAGGCCGCGUCCAAGGGGUUGUGCUGCAGGAUGGCACGGAGGUGAAGAGCAAAGUAGUGCUGUCCAACGCCUCACCUCAGAUCACCUUCCUGAAGCUGACACCACAGGAGUGGCUUCCUGAGGAGUUUGUAGGGAGAAUCGCUCAGCUGGACACCCAGUCACCUGUUACCAAGAUCAAUGUGGCUGUCAACAGGCUGCCCAGCUUCCUGGCCAUGCCCAAUGCCCCCGGGGACCAGCCACUGCCCCAUCACCAGUGCUCCAUCCACCUCAACUGUGAAGACACCAACCUCCUCCAUCAGGCCUUCGAGGACGCCAGGGCUGGCCUUCCUUCCCACAGGCCUCUGAUUGAGCUCUGCAUCCCCUCUUCGCUGGACCCCACCCUGGCUCCCCCUGGCUGCCAUGUCCUCUCCCUCUUCACUCAAUACACUCCCUAUGUGCUGGCUGGAGGCAAGGCCUGGGACAAGCAGGAGACAGACAAGUAUGCAGACAAAGUGUUUGACUGCAUCGAGGCCUACGCCCCUGGCUUCAAGGGCUCUGUGGUGGGCAGAGACAUCCUCACACCCCCCGAUUUGGAGAGAAUCUUUGGGCUUCCUGGAGGGAACAUAUUCCACUGUGCCAUGUCCCUGGACCAGCUCUACUUUGCUCGCCCCUUGCCUCUGCACUCCAGUUAUCGAUGUCCACUCCCUGGCCUGUAUCUCUGUGGAAGUGGAGCCCAUCCCGGAGGUGGCGUCAUGGGGGCUGCUGGACGCAAUGCAGCCCACACAGUCUUUGGGGACCUCAAGAGCAUUUGA